Messenger RNA from Ascochyta rabiei, 459 nucleotides. RefSeq names its product N-terminal E2 ubiquitin-conjugating enzyme. NCBI's taxonomy places the organism in Eukaryota, Fungi, Ascomycota, Dothideomycetes, Pleosporales, Didymellaceae. The transcript has 4 exons. The record is from RefSeq and is a predicted model, not a curated record. Bases 1 to 459 code for a protein of 152 amino acids.
AUGUUUGCAACUAGGCGGUUAGGCAAGGAGUUGACAAAGAUGCAAGGGCAGCUCCCGCCCGGGAUAACACUCAUAAAAGCAGACAAUCUCGAGAGCUGGCUCGUGGAUCUUCAAGUGCUUGACGCGAACCCCAUUUAUGCGGGCGAGACAUACAGACUCAAGUUCACCUUUAGCCAGAAUUAUCCCAUCGAGGCCCCCGAAGUAGUGUUCGUAAAAGACGAGUCGCACCCGAUACCCUGGCACCCACACAUCUACACCAACGGCAUCAUCUGCCUCGACCUGCUUGACAAGCAAGGUUGGAGCCCUGUGCACAAUGUGGAAAGCGUGUGUGUCAGUCUGCAAAGCAUGCUCACAAGCAACACGAAGAAGGAAAGGCCACCGGGAGAUGACAACUUCGUCAGGUACAACACGCAGAGACCGAGGGACUUGAGCUUUGUCUUCCACGAUAAUCAGGUCUAA